CUUGUCGUCACAGCGACCGGUCGCGUUUCCACGGAGACGGUUUCCAUGGGAACGCGGGUGUGCCAGUGAGACGGUAUCCGAGGCGGAGUUUAAACGCGGGCUUUAAACGCUACAUAAUAAUUAUUAUCAGUAUUAUUAUAAGUGAGAGGAUUGGACAGAAGGGAGCAUGUCUGACACAACACCGCGGAGUGAGAAGGAUUAUGUUGGUCAGAUUAAAGGAGGUCUGCGUCCUGCUAUGAGAAUCAUAGUGAUGGGCAUCAUUCACAAACAGCCAAGAAGUAUGAUGGUGACGGUGUCCUGCCCACCUCGAGAAGGUGACGAGGAGCAGGAGGGUGACGUGGGGUUGCAGCUGACGAUCAAGUUCCCGGAAAGGGCCGUGAUCCGCAAUUACCGAUUGAACGGGAAGUGGGGAACGGAGGAAAGCAACCUCUCUUUCUUCCCUUUUGCUGCUGGAGAGUCUUUUAAAAUGGAGAUUGUGUGUGAACACCAGCAGUUCCGGAUCCUGGUGGAUGGUCAACCGUUAUGUGGAUUCACACACAGAGUGACCCAGCUGGCGUCCCUCACGUCCCUGCGCGUGGGUGGAGAUCUGCAGCUCACCAAAGUUGCAUGAAAACACAGGAGUCCUCAUCCAAAACAAAAAACAAAAAACAAAAACAACACACACACACACAGGCACUCAUAAGAUAACUGCAGACCAUUGACGCACUUAGUUCUUUCACGUAAAUGACCCUCCUUUAGACCCUCCCUUUGACCCUCUGUGCCGACCAUCGAGUCAGGAAAACUGCACACGGAUUCUAAUACAGAAUGCAAAAUAUUCCAAAGCUCCAGUCAACUGUGAUCUAUACCCCUGUGUAACACUCAGACCUCACGCACACGCGUAUGGAUAUUUCUGGAAACACAUUCGUUGUUCUCCUGUGUUUAAAAAAAAAAUGUCAACAAAUUCUUCGCUCUGCAAUCCACAGGGCUUCUGUAAAAGGCCAUGCCGGACCAGUAGGUGGCAGUAACGCAUCUUGUCCCUCAGCGCCAUCAAAUUCUAGCUUCUGAUUGGUCAGAAGGUGUUGGUUAAUUUUCUAAAAGAGCAGCUCUGACAGUAGUGCAGCUGGAAGUCACAGCUGUCUAUUAACGCGCUUAUCGUUUCUAUAGUAACGGCUAAUCCAGAGGGACUUAUACAGAAGAUGCUAGAUUAAAACUGCGUAAUCGUAAUCAUAUACGGUGCAUCCGGAAAGUAUUCCCAGCGCUUCAGGAAAGUAUUCCCAGCGCUUCAGGAAAGUAUUCCCAGCGCUUCACUUUUUCCACAUAUUUGUUAUGUUACAGCUUUAUUCCAAAAUGGAUUCAACUCAUUAUUUUCCUCAAAAUUCUACAAACAAUACCCCAUAAUGACAACGUGAAAGAAGUUUGUUUGAAAUCUUUAGCAAAUUUAUUAAAAACAGGUGUGUGCCUUUCCAAAUCAUGUCCAAUCAACUGGAUUUACCGCAGGUGGACUCCCAUCGAGUUGUAGAAACAUCUGAAGGAUGAUCAGUGGAAACAGGACGCACCCGAGCUCAGUUUUGAGUGUCAUGGCAAAGGCUGUGAAUACUUAUGUACCUGUGCUUUUUUUUAUUUUUUAAAUUUUUUUUAUUUUUAGAUUUCAAACAAACUUUUCUCACCGUUCAGCGCCGUGAAUACUUUCCGGAUGCACUGUAUGGUAUUCUGAACGUUUCUGUAAGGAGAUGUUUAUUUAGCAUUUAAGGACGGCGUUUCAACACUGACCAAAGCGCAGAGAAUAUGUUGUUUUCCAGAAUAUCCACGUGGACGUUGUUUCAGUGAUGCAAACCAGGAGCUGAAAUGUAUGAUUCAUCAUCAAUAACCCUGACUACGUUAGACUAAAUAAGCACGCUUUUAAUUAAAUAACACACCUUCUUUUUUUUAAACACAUUUACAGACUGCUACUUCAAAGGAGGCAAAGAAAAUCUCUGAGAUGUACUGCUACCUGCUACAACCUUGACUUUGACCUUGACCUUUGGCUCUUUCGUAUUCCAACAGAAGUGCCUUGACAAGUGCGUGCGUGUGUGUGUGUGUGUGUGUGUGUGUGUGUGUGUGUGUGGCUACACUGUCUUCAUGGAAGUAGUAAAAAUACAACCUGACUAACUUCAGAAAGCUCUCUGAGAGAUUUCUGAUGCAAUAUCUUACAUGGUGCUAAAGAACAGGGUGGGGUGUGUGUGUGUGUGUGUGUGUGUGUCUCACACACUUGCCUACGAUACACACUUUUAACACACACUCGGAAGUUCACGUAUGCUGCAUUAGAGUUCGCCUGUUCGCAUCGACAUGACGAACGCACGGCACACGAUAUCGACGUCUCUGAUCGAGAAACAAAAACAACCAAACGUCUCUCAAGAUGCCUUUGUGUGAUUUUGAUUCCGUAUAAAAACAAUAAACGUCUUUUUGAAAAGCGCUGA
Molecule: messenger RNA, 2435 nt
Organism: Ictalurus furcatus (blue catfish)
Lineage: Eukaryota; Metazoa; Chordata; Actinopteri; Siluriformes; Ictaluridae
Product: Galectin-related protein A-like
Exons: 4
Coding region: 167-610 (147 amino acids)
Molecular function (GO): carbohydrate binding
Source: RefSeq, a predicted model, not a curated record